Messenger RNA from Lactuca sativa (garden lettuce), 1167 nucleotides. RefSeq lists its product as uncharacterized. Lineage: Eukaryota; Viridiplantae; Streptophyta; Magnoliopsida; Asterales; Asteraceae. Gene Ontology annotation, molecular function: DNA helicase activity. Gene Ontology annotation, biological process: DNA repair; telomere maintenance. The record is from RefSeq and is a predicted model, not a curated record.
AUGCCUUACCCAGAUGUUGAUUAUGUUUCAUCUUCAAACAAUCGUCUUAUUACUGAGGAGCUAGAUUAUAACAUACCAAAUUUAAAGAACGAGUUUGAUCGGCUGAUUGUUGCAUUAACAAAUGAGCAACGAGACAUUUUUCUUAAUAUCAUGAAUGCAGUUAAACAUAAUAAGGGAGGUGUAUUCUUUGUUUAUGGUUAUGGUGGAAUAGGUAAGCCAUUUCUUUGGAAGACAAUUUCUAUAGCAAUUAGAGCUCAAGGUCUGAUUGUUUUAAAUGUUUCUUCAAGUGGGAUAGCUUCAUUAUUAUUGACUGGAGGCAGGACAACACACUCUCGAUUUAUAAUUCCCAUAAAUCUUACUGAGGAUUCUUUUUGUAGAAUAAAUCCAAAAAGUGAUCUUGCCAAUUUAGUAAGAAAAACCUCAUUGAUCAUUUGGGAUGAAGCACCCAUGGUAGACAAACAUUCAUUUGAAGCUUUAGAUCGAACUCUGAAGGAUAUAUUAAAGUGUAUCUAUCCUACGAAUUCAAAUAUUCCAUUUGGAGGGAAAAUGAUUGUUUUUGGAGGUGAUUUCAGACAAAUUCUACCUGUUGUUCCAGGUGGCAGUAGAGAAAACAUUGUUAAUGCUUCUUUAAGUUGUUCUUAUUUAUGUAAACAAUGCAAAGUGCAUAAAUUAAAAAAAAACAUGAGGUUAACUGUUGGAAGCGGUCCAUCUGCUAUUGAACAAAUAAGGGAUUUUGCAACUUGGCUUUUGAACAUAGGAGAAGGUAAUGUUUGUGGUCCGAAUAACGGUGAAGCGAUUGUUGAUAUUCCACAAGAUAUUGUUAUUACUAAUCCACAUGAUCCUAUAGGUUCAAUAAUCAGUUUUAUAUAUCCUUCUAUACUGGAAAACUUCAACAUUGCUGAUUAUUUUCAAAAAAGAGCAAUACUUGCUCCCAAGAAUGAAGUUGUCCAAGAAAUAAACGAUCGUUUACUGUCAUUAUUUCUAGGAGAACAAAAAGAAUACUUAAGUUCAGAUAGCCUAUGCCGAUUCGAGUUUGUUCAUGAUGAGUUUAAUGCAAAUUUAUACUCACCUGAUCUUUUAAAUGGUCUUAAAGUCCCAGGUCUACCAAACCAUAAGCUUAUUUUAAAAGUUGGUGUUCCAGUUAUGUUAUUGAGAAACAUUGAUUAG